CGCGACGUGGCCGGCAGCCCCUUCCUCGUCCUCCUCGAGGUCUUCGAUGGCUUCCGCUUGGUCACCACCCCCCAGGACCAGCCGCUGGCCUCAUGCCAGGUCGAGCGCUGGUAUGUGGGACCCGGCGUCCAGCGGGUCCCCGUCCGCGAGGGCAGGGUCCGUGGGGCGCUCUUCUUGCCGCCCGGAGCAGGACCGUUCCCGGGGGUGAUCGACCUGUUUGGGGGCGCAGGGGGGCUCAUCGAGUUCCGCGCGGGGCUGCUGGCCAGCCGGGGCUUCGCCGUCCUGGCGCUCGCCUUCUUCGCCUACGAUGACCUGCCGCGCACGCUGGCACAGCUCGACCUCCAGUACUUCGAGGAGGCGGCCGAGCUGCUCCUGCGGCACCCCAAGGUGAGCACGCAGGAUGUCCUGGUGACACCCCAAUGUCCUGGCGCGGAGGUGGCGCUGGCCAUGGCCACCUUCCUGCCGCAGGUGGUGGCCACGGUGUGGAUCAACGGCACGUCGUCCCUCCACGGCAACCCGCUGCUCUACGGGGACCUGCGCAUCCCCCCCAUCCCUUACUUCAUCGAGCGCGUCCUCAUCACCGACGUGGGG
Molecule: messenger RNA, 591 nt
Organism: Pterocles gutturalis (yellow-throated sandgrouse)
Lineage: Eukaryota; Metazoa; Chordata; Aves; Pterocliformes; Pteroclidae
Product: acyl-coenzyme A amino acid N-acyltransferase 1-like
Exons: 3
Biological process (GO): acyl-CoA metabolic process; fatty acid metabolic process
Cellular component (GO): peroxisome
Molecular function (GO): fatty acyl-CoA hydrolase activity
Source: RefSeq, a predicted model, not a curated record